Messenger RNA from Funneliformis mosseae, 224 nucleotides. The record is from the annotation of a GenBank genome assembly. Lineage: Eukaryota; Fungi; Glomeromycota; Glomeromycetes; Glomerales; Glomeraceae.
UUUGUUUAGUGCCUCUGGUGAUGGUGGUUCAUCUGGUCCUUAUAGUGAUGGUGGUUCAUUUGGUGCUUCUGGUAAUAUUGGUUCGUUUGAUACUUCUGGUUAUGGUGAUUCAUCUAGUCCUUAUGGUGAUGGUGGUUCAUUUAGUGCUUCUGGUGAUAGUGAUUCGUUUAGUACUUCUGGUUAUGGUGGUUCAUCUGGUCCUUAUGGUGAUGAUUAUUCGUUUG